Seriola dumerili (greater amberjack) is the source of this 2406-nucleotide messenger RNA. Its product is annotated as ras-related protein Rab-19-like. The record is from RefSeq and is a predicted model, not a curated record. Gene Ontology annotation, molecular function: GTPase activity; GTP binding. Bases 699 to 1364 code for a protein of 221 amino acids. Gene Ontology annotation, cellular component: trans-Golgi network. Lineage: Eukaryota; Metazoa; Chordata; Actinopteri; Carangiformes; Carangidae. The transcript is spliced from 4 exons.
CACAAAGAGAGCGAGGAGGAAGGAGAAGCCAGUGGAGACACGUGAGAAAGAUCAGCAGGUGGAUUGGACAGCAAACCUGAUUACAGACAAGCACUUUUUUUUUUAAAUCCUAUUUUAUCUAAAGGAAGUUCCCUUUUUUUUGACAGAUAACUAACCAGAACCUGGGCAGGAGGACAAAAAGGAUGUAUUCAUGCUUUCUUUUGCUGCAGGUCAUAAAGUGGGUCAACACCUGAGAAGGAGCUGAAAGGAGCAGCAGAACUGAGACAGUUUUGUCCUUCUGAACGAGCACUGAAAGAGGGGACGGACAGGCUGAACUGGCUGGAGACAUUAGACGGACAGAAUGCUGAGUUAUAAAGAAAAAGGUUUAUUAGCUUUUAUUUAGAGGAUACCGGAGAGGUAAAUGGUUUCUAACCUGUGAACAGCACCAUUUUUACAUCUUGACAAACAAACGUAAACUGGUUUCACAGGCUACAUGUGGACUAAUUCAACUAAACUGACCCUGCUGCUGGAAAAACAGCCUGCUAACCGUCUGUAGCUUUCACUGGAAGCAGUGGGAGUUCACAUACUUUCUUUCCUAUGACCCAGCAUUUUAAAUUCUUAUUCAAGCAUAAAGAUAACCCAGAAAGUAUAGGGAGGAUCAUUUCCUCCACUCUCACACAUCCAGAGAAAGAGACGCAUUACUCCACUGCAACUCCACCAUGCAGACCCCAGGACCCGAGCACGAUGACUCUUUUGAUUUCCUGUUUAAGAUCAUCCUGAUCGGAGACUCUAACGUGGGGAAGACCUGUGUGGUUCAGAAUUUCAAGUCAGGGAUUUUUGCAGAGAGGCAGCAGAACACCAUCGGAGUGGACUUUACUGUACGAACCCUGGACAUCGAGGGCAAGAAAGUGAAGAUGCAGGUGUGGGACACGGCAGGCCAGGAGAGGUUUCGUACGAUCACCCAGAGCUACUACCGCAGUGCUCACGGCGCCAUGAUUGCCUAUGACAUCACGCGGCGCUCAACCUUUGACUCGGUGACCCACUGGAUCAAGGAGGUGGAGCAGUUCGGGGCAACCAAUAUAGUGUUGGUCCUCAUAGGUAACAAAUGUGACCUGGAGCCGGAACGUCAGGUUCUGUUUGAGGAAGCCUGCAACCUGGCAAAGGAAAGAGGCGUACUAGCUGCUCUCGAAACAUCAGCAAAGGAGAGUCAGAACGUGGAAGAAGCCUUCAUGAUGACGGCCAGAGAGCUGCUGUCCCGUAACGGCCUCAGUGUCCAGCAGGGAGACUUGGAGAGCACGCCCCGGGUUCUCCUCCGGGCCAACUCUCGGCCGGUUAACGGCGUCGCGGCUGCCUACACGCCACCGGAGAAGAAGUCAUGUUGCUGACACAACAGGGACGAUAAAAAAGUGUGGGACCGCUGUUGGAGAUUAAGAGCUGUCAGCGGAUGAGGAAGCAGGCGAAGGACACUUUUUAAUCAUGAAUGUUGGAGAAGAGGAACGGACGAUGCAUAGAUGUGGAUUAUGGCCCUCAAGAACUGAGGAUGUUUGAAUUGACGAAGUUAUAGCAAUUAUUGGAAAGUAUUGAAAAAUCAACUCAGUGUACUUUUCUGUGAAUUAUCUGACAUGAGGAGAAUUAGAAGCUUGUUCAUCUGGUACUGCAAAGACAAGAAAGUCAAUGCUUCAGCUAGACAUGCUUAGCACUGACAGAAUAAGGGCCAGCGGUGAGUGGUGAUGGGUGUGAUCAGUGUUGUGGUGAAGCUACAGUAAGCCAAUCUCAUUCAUAUCAACUAUAUCUAGAUGUUUUUUGUUUUUUUUCUCCUCCAGUUAAUGUCACAUAUGCACAAACCGCUGUGAGACCGUUACCUAUUGUUUGACUUCGCACUGGCAUAAAUAAUGGAAAUCUGAAUGUAAAGACGAGAGCUUUGAUAAGGCAGUUACCGCAUAAAGUGAGCAUUCCCAACAACCUGCUCACCAGCCUCAGCGAUGUUAACUUUAACACGCCCCAGUCAGUACAACUAGAGCACAAACAUUUCCGUAUCUGCUUUUAUCUGGAAAUAUUACACUUCUUGGAAUGCGUUUUGUCGAAAAUGCUGUCCCCCAUGCUUCACUCGACCGCCGAUGAGACUUGAAAAUCUGAUCCGAGCUGUGAUCGUCUGCUGCUGCGCUCUGGGUGAAACCAUCCUGGAGAACCUGUUACAAACCAGAAGGCUGUGAAUUAAAAUGUAUUUUUUUGUUUGUGUUUUUUCUACUUUCUCCUGUGAAUGUGUUGUAAAUGGAUUCUUUCAAAUUCUGAUCGGAUCACGUGAUGAAAAGGGUGGCAUAAAAAAACUUCAAUUCAUCUUGGGUUAUUUUCUCCAAUUCUCUUGAACUCUACUGAAAGGAUCAUUUUAAGAGAUAUUCCCUCAUUUUGUGUGUUGAUGAUUGUGGG